This is a messenger RNA of Candidozyma duobushaemuli, 1167 nucleotides long. It is a transcript of the gene OPI1, whose product is annotated as transcriptional regulator. Gene Ontology annotation, biological process: phospholipid biosynthetic process; endoplasmic reticulum unfolded protein response; regulation of transcription by RNA polymerase II. Gene Ontology annotation, cellular component: endoplasmic reticulum; nucleus. NCBI's taxonomy places the organism in Eukaryota, Fungi, Ascomycota, Pichiomycetes, Serinales, Metschnikowiaceae. Bases 1 to 1167 code for a protein of 388 amino acids. The transcript has a single exon. Gene Ontology annotation, molecular function: transcription corepressor activity. The record is from RefSeq and is a predicted model, not a curated record.
AUGACUGAAGGCAGAAAGAGAAAGUUGUCGGACUCGCUUCCCGCCGACCCGCCUCCUUACGACCAGGGGCCUUCCAACAAGGUUGCGGCAGUUGCGGACUCUCCCACAACUCCCAACAUGGGCCACUCCGAGAAUGACGAGAGCGCUGUCUCAGCCGCUGAGGUUUUGGCCAACUUGGCACACCUGCCUGGCCCUGAAGGCGAGUCUUCUGUGGCCCUGCCUAUGUCUUCAACGUCCCUUGCGGACUUGGAGCGUCAACAGCAUCCUAUCGUUCUGGGGGUGAGCGCCGUCUCGAAGCAUCCGAUCGUGACCAACGCCAUCAAGUACUACGAAGACCUGAAGAAGAACUACGCCUCGUUGAACUAUGCCGCUGGCAUUGUCGAAAAGGCUGCUAUGCCCGUCUUCAGCAAGAUUGAAGUGAACCUCAACAGCAUGCACCAGGCCCGUCUCCAUGAAGCAAGGCGGGAUAAGAAGCGCCGUGUGACGCCUACAGAGAAGACCGAAACCAAGAAGAGGCUAAAGUUCUGCUUGCACAUCUUGAAGCUUGCCAACAGACAGAUUAAUGACCGUGUCAACUGCUUGCAAAGGGUAAUUACCGACAACCGCCACCAAGAGCAGCUUUCCACUCCUCAGCUGGAGGAGAAGGGCGACGAUACCCACACUUUUACACGCUCGGAGCCGCUGUCCGAGUCUCGCCUGGAUACUGAGUUGACUGCAGUGUCGCUGGCUCGCCUGGAUUUUGCUGACCCCCAAGAAACACAGACCGAGAUUGUCACUACUGUGAAGAAAAUUAUUCAUGUCAUAUCGAACUUCCGUCCAUCGUCUCUAGUUGCCGACAAGGGUGUUGGCGAAGGCCAGGAUAGCGAAGACCUCCGUCUCAAGUCCACCAUCCGUGAGAUCAUCCUCAACUUGCCCAACCAAGUGCAACACAGCUCGUCAAGUUCGCUGCAGACGAACGACAAGAUUGUGACCUUUGCCAAGGAGUCUCUCAACAUGAUUGGACGCCUCACCACGGUGUUCAACAACCAGCUAGAGAAGGCAGAGAGCUGGGUUGACGGUGAAGAGGAAGAGGAACAGCAGCAGCAGCAGCAGUACAACAACGAGAAGGCUGGUCCGGAGAUUAAGCAGGAAGAAACUCCUCUCGUGACGGAGCACUUGAAGCACUAG